AUGUCACGCCUAAAAAGCAAUUUUGCAAUCGAUUUCAGCUUCUCAACAAGGUUGAGUUUUGAUACCGAUCAACCUCUUGAAACUAUGUUUUUUAGUGGUAGGACUACUUCUUUGGUGUCUCAAAGGAUGGUUUCAUUGAUUUUGGAUAGGUUGAGAGUGAAGUAUGGGUUUUCCGAGGGUGUUGAGAUAUCUAUAGAAAUGGGAUUGGAUGAUAAGGAAAGUUAA
Molecule: messenger RNA, 225 nt
Organism: Dovyalis caffra
Lineage: Eukaryota; Viridiplantae; Streptophyta; Magnoliopsida; Malpighiales; Salicaceae
Source: the annotation of a GenBank genome assembly